GUUUUGCGCCAAGUCGUCAUAAUGUAACACUGUGUGUCUUUUCCAGGAUAUUAUAUAUUUUUUAAAGAAAUUAAGGAUAUCAUUUAAGGAUGUGAGAUGCAUUAAUGUAUUUCCUUUGUGAAGUUUAUCCUCUUAAAACAACAUUACUUCGACUAAUGGGGAAAUAACUUUUAGAAUAGGACACGUGUGAUGAUAUAUUAUUGUUAAUCAUAAAAUGAGGAAAUCUAAAACGCACAUUUCAACGGGAAGAGACAGUACAAAAUCAGUGGAAUGAAUUAUCAGCUAUAUCUUGCAGUUCUCGUCCUUUGUUGCGUCUCAUUAUGUUCAUCUUUAGACUGCACGAGGAAUGCCAAAGAAGGGUGCCAAGAAGAUUGUCAUUGGAUUGAGAUUAACAACACAUGCAUUGACUGCCCGCUUGGCUUUUAUGGAAUAAACUGUUCAAGUCCAUGCAGAUAUCCAAAUUUUGGGAAACAUUGCCAACAGGAUUGCUCUCAUUGUGAGAAGGAAGUGUGCAAUGCAUCAUUUGGCUGUUUGACAAGUAAUGUAACAACUUACAAAGAGGACAAGGAGGAAACGAGUCCGGAUUCAGAUCUUGCUUUGGUUAUUGGUUUUUCUGUCGGAUUUGGAGUUGUGAUGGUGAUUGCAGCUUUCUUUAUUAUUACAAUAACAAACAGAAGAUUUUACACGAGACAUAUAAGAGAAAACGCACACUAUGUUGGAUCUGUGGUAACAGAACACACUAUUUCCACGAAUCAUAGACCCCUAGAGCAAUAUACUAUACUUUGCGAUAAUAAUGAACCUACAGACGGCGGAAUUUACAUGCUAGCAAGUACACUUCGAUACGAAAAUGUACGAGUCUAAUGAGAAUUUUACUAACAAUACUAUAGAUUCUAUCACCAAAGACCAUUUCUAUGUUGUAAAUCGGUGUUAGGUUUUUUAAGAUUAUGAAAAUUAAUGCCAUAUACUCUUUCAUCAGUCUACUUAAAAGUAAAUAAAACAAAACUAAACUAAAGACACCUCUAUUUUAACGUUCUUUGUGAGUAGGCUUACUUGAAAGAUGUUGUGUUUAACAAAGCCGUUCCUUUUUAAAAAUGAUUUUUUAUGUUUAAGAGACAGCUACACUUUUAAAUUGUAUCAAGAAUUGUCUUCUUUUAACAAUUCGAAUGCUAUUAUAUCAUUCAUUUUCUAAUUUCUGGAAAAUUGGAAAUAUACGUCUAGAUAUUGUUUUUACAUUCAGUUAUUUGAAUGUUCCAGAUUUCAUACUUUUCUUAUAUUACGAUAUUAUUUGCAAAAUGAUGUUUAACUCCCCCCAAAAUAGGAGUUAGUUAUUAGGUUACUUUGAAAAUUUUAUAAGAUCACAGUGCAAGAGAAUGAACACGCAUUUAAAGCUAUUUUAACACGGAUUCAAGUUCGCACACCAUAUCAGUUUAACGUGAAAUCCAUGGUUCGCGCUCUAACCCAUUGCACUAUGUUGUUAGAUAUUAAUUUUGAGAAGAAAAUGUUAAUAGAAUUAUACUUGAUUUUAUUGAUUUUUUCGAUCGGAAAUACGUCACAAUCUGAAAGUGUCCCAUACCACCUUAAUGGGCUUGUUACUACUUAAUACAUGUGACUAUCUACUCUACUACUGAAUUAUAUUUAAUAUUAUACAUCUUAUUUUUGACUAUAUAAGAUUAUUUCGAUAUAUUUUGCUGAUUCCCUGAAAAUCAUAGCAAAACAGACUGAUUGUCUGCAUAAAGAUGCAUAAUAUUGAUGAACUAAUACACAACUAUUCGAAACAUCUUGCAUUUUUUUUAUCUAAAGAAAAGAUCAAAAUUAUUCCGAAAAAAAUUAUGUUUAUUUACUAAUCUAACAUUUACAAAGCUUUUCAACAAAGUUUGAAUUUAUCUUUUUAUUAAUUUUAACUGAAUAUAGUAAUCAAUUUUAAUACCGGUAUGGAUAUCCAAAAAAUCACGAGGAAAUUUAAAUGUCUCUUGUUUCCAAAAUUUCCACUCACUUUUGAUUAACUAAGACCUAAUAACUGGGAUUUUUGAAUAUGCAUAUAUCUAAACCACAAACGAUUUAUAAUGUCCUUAUUCUGCUGGAAUUAAAAUCAUAAGACCAAGUCAAUGAGCAAUUUAACCCCUGCCCAGUAAAUGCCUUUGUUUAUAUCUUAUACAUUUGCCAUGCAACUAUUGUACUAACUUUAAACAACAUAUUAUAGAUAUAAUCAAACAAUAUCUAAUUGUAACAAUAGAAUAAACUUUUUAUGUGUAAAUGAUUUUGUUGUUCAAAUAUCCUCUGUUUUACGAUAUGAAUAAAUAUCUGCAAAUAAUGAGUAUUUCUUUUCUACAAAAAUUUUAUGUUUUUAUGUAAGGCCAUUGUUCCACUCAUUCAGUCCUUGAGUAAAUUUUAUUCUGAACCUUGUAUGCUAACAACUGUUAGAUGAAAAGUAGGAACAUUUUUUUUCUUUUAGUUAAGAUAAUAAACAGAACAAUGUAAAUUAUACAUAAGAACAUAAAUAUACGUAAAAGUUAAUUGUAAUUAACAAGUGGUGUUUUCAGUCAGUUUAUAAAUUGAUGUCUAGGC
This is a messenger RNA of Magallana angulata, 2565 nucleotides long. RefSeq lists its product as uncharacterized. The transcript is spliced from 4 exons. Bases 271 to 861 code for a protein of 196 amino acids. The record is from RefSeq and is a predicted model, not a curated record. Lineage: Eukaryota; Metazoa; Mollusca; Bivalvia; Ostreida; Ostreidae.